Cyphellophora europaea CBS 101466 is the source of this 1335-nucleotide messenger RNA. Its product is annotated as methionine aminopeptidase, type II. Lineage: Eukaryota; Fungi; Ascomycota; Eurotiomycetes; Chaetothyriales; Cyphellophoraceae. The coding region runs from base 1 to 1335 and encodes 444 amino acids. Gene Ontology annotation, molecular function: metalloaminopeptidase activity. The transcript has a single exon. The record is from RefSeq and is a predicted model, not a curated record. Gene Ontology annotation, biological process: proteolysis.
AUGGCUGCGAAGACGGCCGACGAACUGUCCAAGCUCGCCUUGAAUGGCGCCAAAGACAAGGACGACAACCCCUCGAUAAGUGGCAAAGCCAAAGAAACAAAUGGCAACCUCAGCGAUCAGGAUGACAGCGAAGACGCCGAAGACGCCGCUCAAGGUGCCGGAGCACCCACUGCCGCGAAGAAAAAGAAGAAGAGAAAGCCCAAGAAGAAGAAGGCUGCCCCGAAGGAGCAGUCAGACCCACCGCGUGUGAAGCUGUCGCAAUUGUUUCCCAGCGGCAACUACCCUGCUGGUGAAGAGGUGGAAUACAAAAAUGACAAUGCCUACCGGACCACGAGCGAAGAGAAGCGUCAUCUAGAUCGUGUCAAGUCAGAGUGGCUCAGUGAUUACCGUCAGAGCGCUGAGAUCCACCGUCAAGUGCGCCAGUGGGCGAAGGCAAACAUCAAGCCUGGCAUGAGCCUGACAGAAAUCGCCGAAGGCAUUGAAGAUGGUACACGUGCACUGACUGGCCACCCGGGACUUGAAGAGGGAGACAACAUUGUCGGUGGUGUUGGUUUCCCGACUGGACUGAACUUGGACCACAUUGCAGCACAUUACAGUCCCAAUGCGGGCAACAAGACCAUUCUGCAAGAAAAUAAUGUCAUGAAGGUCGACUUUGGCGUUCAUCUGAAUGGCUACAUUGUCGACUCAGCAUUCACCAUCGCUUUUGACCCUAAAUACGACAAUCUACUCAACGCUGUGAAGGACGCCACCAAUACUGGCAUUCGAGAGGCUGGCAUCGACGUUCGAGUUGGUGAUAUCGGUGCCGCCAUCCAAGAGACCAUGGAGUCCUACGAGCUCGAGCUCGAUGGCAAGACGUACCCUAUUAAGGCCAUCCGCAAUCUCAACGGCCAUGACAUCGUCCAAAACAGCAUCCAUGGCGGCAAGUCAGUGCCCAUAGUGAAGAGCAAUGACCAAACCAAAAUGGAAGAGGGUGAGGUCUUUGCUAUCGAGACGUUUGGAUCUACCGGCCGCGGCUACGUCACAGAUGAUCUCGAGUGCUCGCACUAUGCGCUACGUGCUGAUCACCCUAACGUUCCGCUGCGUGUUUCUUCGGCGAGAAAUCUGCUGAGCGUGAUCAAGAAGAGCUUUGGCACUCUCCCUUUCUGCAGACGUUAUUUGGACAGACUGGGCCAGGAGAAGUAUUUGCUUGGCUUGAACAACUUGGUCAGCAGCGGCAUUGUCGAGGCGUAUCCGCCGUUGGUUGAUAUCAAGGGCAGCUACACGGCUCAGUUCGAGCACACCAUUCUGCUGAGACCCACCGUAAAGGAGGUCAUCAGCCGUGGCGAUGACUAUUGA